Messenger RNA from Carya illinoinensis, 1221 nucleotides. RefSeq lists its product as uncharacterized. Lineage: Eukaryota; Viridiplantae; Streptophyta; Magnoliopsida; Fagales; Juglandaceae. The transcript has a single exon. The record is from RefSeq and is a predicted model, not a curated record. The coding region runs from base 1 to 1221 and encodes 406 amino acids.
AUGGAAUUGGCUCGUGGGCUUGGAGCGAAGACCGAAAACAAAAUGAAGCACGUGAAUGUUGGAAGAACGGGUAUGAAUUCCGAUACCCUAAUGGUGAUUCAGCUUCCCGAUCCACGGGUUCUGCGCGUUCUUUCUCGGUCGGUGUUCUUGGCAUUGGUUAUUCUCACGUUGCCUUACAUCGUGUCUAUUAUCAGAGAACGGUCUGAAGCUAACAGUGGAUCUGAUGCGAUCAAUUCCAAUCUAUUGACUUCUGUUUUCCGAGAUUUGGCCAGUGAAGGCCUAUUGAGAAGGAGCGAUAAGGCUCUCAUUGCGUGCCCCGGCAUCGCGGGAAUGAUUCAUAAUCUGCAGCAGCAUUUUCACAAUGGCGUGAUCGACGUAGUAACGGAUUCUGAUCUGAAGGGACAAAACUCGAUCUCGGAAGAGACAUUUGAUUUCGUGUUCAUAUCCAGCAUCGUGGACACUAAAUUUGUCGACCGUGUUUUGAAGACUGGUGGAAUUGUGGCUGUUCCAUUGAGCGAUAACCCCAAAACCGGUUUCCGAAAGCAAUCUAAUUACAGGAUCGUUUGUCUUUGGCGCUAUGAUUCCACCAUUAUGGCAUUAAGGAAAGUUGGUCCGUCCAAUGAGCAGGUGGAGUCCUCCACAAGGCGGCGCCUUUGCCAAAUGGCGUCCGAGGCCAAGAAGGCCAAGUUAGAGAACCUUGAAGAUGUAUUGCUGGAGCCACCGAGAAGGGCUUUAAUGAAAUCAACCAAUUACUUAAAGAAAAUCAGGUUCCUGUCUGACUUGUUGGGGGAUACUCUUGAAGAUUAUAAGCGAAAAGUUUUCAUUGGUGUGGGUUUGGCUGAGGAGAAUAUCGGCGUAACUGAAUGGUUUCGGCAGAAUUAUCCAAAGAGGAACCAAGAAUUUGAGGUUUACAAUCUUGACCAGGCAGUGCCUGAAGAAGGGUUGAGCAGGGUGGCCGUUUCCGGUGUGGAGGUUUCGGAUUGGUUAAUGAAGAAUGUGAAGGAAGAGGAGUAUGUGGUGAUGAAGGCAGAAGCGGAAGUGGUGGAGGAGAUGAUAAAGAGGGGAAGCAUCUGUUUGGUGGAUGAAUUGUUUUUGGAGUGCAAGAAUCAAUGGUGGAAGGGUGGAGAGAGGGAUAAGAGCAAGAGGGCUUAUUGGGAGUGCUUGGCUUUGCAUGGAAGGCUGAGGGAUGAGGGAGUUGCAGUACACCAAUGGUGGGAUUGA